UGGACGCCGCUCCGGGGCGGGUAGGUGCCCCAGGAUGGAGCAGCCAGAGCCCCCACCCUGCACAGUGGUGGGGCAGGAGGAACAGGAACUUCGGGAACGGGCCUUUUUCUCAUGGGCUGAGUUCAGCCGCUUCUUCGACGCAUGGUGUCAGCAGCGGCUGGCGCUCUUCUUCGUCAAGAGCUCCAUGCACCUGGCACGCUGCCGCUGGGCCAGUGCACCCCCGCUCUACACGCUCAUCGAUGUGCUCAAGUACAGCUACGUUCGCCUUGUAUGCAAGGAUGUGCGCGCGCCCAGCCGGCCUGCCGUGGGGCCCCCCCAGACAGGCUGCCCAGCCUUCAUCAUCGUCAAGCUGAGCCCGUUGCGAGACCGCCUUGUGGUGACAGAGUGCCAGCUGACCCACUCACACCCGGCCUGCCCGCUCGAGUUCGCCUACUACUUCCGCCCAGGCCACCUACUGGCCAAUGCCUGCCUGCCCGUGCGCACGACCAACAGGAUCUCCAAGCAGUUUGUGGCCCCAGCCGACGUCCGCCGCCUUCUCUCCUACUGCAAGGGCCGUGACCACGGCGUCCUGGACGCGCUGCACGUGCUGGAGGGGCUUUUCCACACUGAUCCUGAGGCCAAGGUGAAGCUGGUGUUUGUGGAGGACCAGGCUGUAGUGGAGACCGUGUUCUUCCUGACGUCGCGCACCCGGGCACUGCUGCGGCGCUUUCCGCGCAUGCUUCUGGUGGACCGGCUGCCCGGGCUGCAGGGCGCCCUAGACCUGUUGGCUGUGCUGUGUGUGGACGGGGCGGGCCGUGCGCGCCAGGCCGCCUGCUGCGUGGCACGCCCCGGCACUCCGAGCCUUCUGCGCUUCGCGCUGGCCUCGCUGCUGCAGAGCGCCCCGGAUGUCAAGGGCCGCGUGCGCUGCCUCACCGCGGGGCCCGAGGUGGCAGCCCAGCUGCCCGCUGUGCGCCAGCUACUCCCUGGCGCGCGCGUGCAGAUAUGUCGGGCCCAGGGCCUGGAGACUCUGUUCAGCAAGGCGCAGGAGUUGGGCGGCGCCGGCCUCGAGGACCCAGGCCUGUGGCCACGCCUGUGCCGCCUGGCGGGCGCGUCGUCCCCCACUGCCUACGCCGAGGCGCUGGCCGAGCUGCGCGCCCAUGGCCCGGCCGCCUUCGUCGACUACUUCGAGCGCAAUUGGGCGCCGCGCCGCGACAUGUGGGUGCGAUUCCGCGCCUUCGAGGUGGCCCGCGACCUGGACGCGUGCGCCCUGGUGCGCAGCCACCGCCGGCGUCUGCUGCGCCGCCUGAGCCCCUCGCGCAGCGUGGCGCAGUGCCUUCGCGACCUGGUGGCCAUGCAGUGGGCUGAUGCAGUGGGAGAGGUGGUGCCGGAUGGCCCAGACGGUGGAGGACCUUGGCUGGAGGGGAGGGGAGCCCCAGUGGAAAACAAGGACAGGGUGGCCGGAGAAUGGGGAGGGGCCCCCAAAGAAGGAAGUAUUUGGAGAGAUGUUCAGUUGGAAAAGCAGAAGGUGAGAGGGCUUGAGGGGAUUGUCUGUAGAGGGUCCCAGUUGGAAAAGGGGCACUCGAGAGUGCCAGAGAUCCGAGACUGGAGGGGCCCCCAAUUGGAGGAGCAGGGGCUAAGAGGGCUGGAAGGGUACACCCGGAGCGGGGGACCUCUGGAGGAUGGGAGGACUAGGGUGCUGGAGGCCGCCGAACUGAGCAGGGCCCUGUCUGAUCAGGAGAGGGCCGGGAGUCCGAAGGGUAGCGCCCGGAGAGGGGCUCAGGUGCACAGUGAUAGGGCCACCACCCUGAAGACCAGGGACUGGAAGGGUCCGCUGUUGGAAACAGAGAAGGGGAGGGGUAUGGAGGUCAGAAACUGGAGGGGGGCGCACUUGAAGAAGCCCCUGGAGUUGGUCCCUGAGAAGGGAGACCAGCAGGGACCUCAGUGGAGAGAGGAGAGGCAGAGAGGACCAGAGAUUAGAGAAGAGGGUGCAGUGAGAGAGGGAGCCAAAAGAAGGGAUCUGGAGGAUGUGGUUUUGGUCCAGCUAGGGGACUCUCGGGGAGCAGAUCUGGAGAUUGGAGAUGGGGGAGGAGCCCAGUCUGGGGGCCCCAAGAGCAGAGGAGGGCAAGGGAUGGAGUGUGGGGACACUGGAGGGAGGUGUCUAGGACUGGGGACUGAAGUCGUGUGUGGCCCCACCAUAGGGCCUGUGUGGGAGGGUGAACCAGAAUGGGCAGUGACAAGGAGAGUAUACCUGGCCUCAGGGCAGAGCCUGCAGGAAGGAGGUGAAGGAGGCGGCCCCAGGGAACCAAAGAGGCCUUGCUGCCCAUCUGGACAGGAGGAAGUCGACUGGGAGCCCCUGGCCAAGUUCCGAGCAGCCUGCGGGCCAGAGUUGGCAGACCUGGUAGCAGAGGAGCUGGCUUUUGCCAGGCAGCACGGGACCCGAGGUUUCCAUUGGACUGGAGCUGGCUUUGCCCUUAAGGAUGGCACCUCGGACUUCUUCCUGGACAGUGCCCUGACACGCUGCAGCUGCUCCAUCCAUGCUGCCCAUCGUCUGCCCUGCCGCCACCUCUUCGCAGCCCGCCUCCUCACCGGGGCAGCCUUAUUCCACAUGGACCUGCUCAGGGAUUGCUGGGGGAGAGCCCCAGAACCCUGACCUUGCGGGGCCUGGCUCACCACCCUCCAUGCUGAGGAUGGAAGGGCAUGCUUCGAUCCCAAAGAUAAUAAGGCUAAGGCCACAUCAGUCCCUCUGGCCACUUCCUGAGUCAUCCAGGGUCCUCAUCUUGACAGUGUGCCUCUCGGGGUCUGCCGGGAAGCUGACAGUGGUCUCUGAGGCCCUGGAGUCACCGCUGUGGAAGAUGAUGGCAGGCAGAGCGGAUCCUGAGGGCUUCCCUCAGAGGAAAUGUGCACUGAGAAGUGGUAGACAGGGUGAGGCUAGGGCAGAAGGAAAGGGACAAAGCUGGGGAAGGGGCGGACACCAGGAUCUGGGGAGAGCUGGGCUAAGGAGAACAAACUAGGGAGAAAGAAGCCCAGAGCAGGAGUGGUAAAGGAGUAGUAUCAGCAAGGGAGACAGAAAGGAGCCAGCACCAGGGGGUAGGGAGGAUAAGGCACAGGUAGACCAAAGAGCAGAAAAAACACAAAGGAAAGGUAUGGGAGAUGGGAAGAGGAGGGAAUGUUGGGUGUUUCUUUAAGUCCCAGAGACUUGCAUCCACUGCACCUCCCAGUUGGUCAUUCACAGAAGAAAUGGGGUGCUGAGUCUGGUGAGAUGAAUUGGGGAGGAACCAUCUGGACUACUGUUCUUCAAUAUUGAAAUAAAACAGUAUUA
This is a messenger RNA of Talpa occidentalis (Iberian mole), 3298 nucleotides long. RefSeq names its product zinc finger SWIM-type containing 9 (gene ZSWIM9). The record is from RefSeq and is a predicted model, not a curated record. Lineage: Eukaryota; Metazoa; Chordata; Mammalia; Eulipotyphla; Talpidae. The transcript has 4 exons. Gene Ontology annotation, molecular function: zinc ion binding. The coding region runs from base 35 to 2629 and encodes 864 amino acids.